This is a messenger RNA of Linum trigynum, 2436 nucleotides long. Lineage: Eukaryota; Viridiplantae; Streptophyta; Magnoliopsida; Malpighiales; Linaceae. The record is from the annotation of a GenBank genome assembly.
AUGUCAGGGACGAACACAACAAUCUAUUCACCAGUCGUGGUUCCCUCGUGCUUUCGCCACUUCAUUUGUCCUAUAGUCUCAGAUGCAGAUUAUGAUUUUUCGGGUGAAGGAUUAAAAGUAAGGGAGCCCUUGCAUCAGCGAAUAGUUGAUUCACUUCACUCGGGAAAAAGAGACGAGGCAUCAAACUUUCUUGUCGACCUGGGCAAUGCAAACUUUUCUUUGGGUGUCAAUGACUUCAUUGAUAUUCUUAAAUAUUGUGCACGGUCACCUGAUCCUCUGUUUGCCAUGGAGACUUGGGCAGUCAUGGAGAAAAAUAAUGUGACCCCAAACCUUAGGUGCUAUAUCCAAAUGGUGCAAGCGCUUUGUAGUGGAGGCUAUCUAAAGGAGGCAUCUAACUUGAUCGCUUAUGCUGGAGAGUGUAAUGAUGUCUACCCUGUUUUGACAUUGUAUAACGUGCUGCUAAGAUCCUGCUCUAAAAUGCAACAUUUGGUGCACGUUAAUGUCUGCUUAGAUUUGAUGGAGCGUAGAAUGGUGGGGAAGAAUGAGACUACAUAUUUGGAACUUCUGGAGCUUGCAGUUUGGCAGAAAAAUAUGUAUGCAGUCCAUGAGAUCUGGAAUAAUUAUAUAAGACAUUAUACUCCUAGUAUAGCGGCUUUGCGGAAACUCAUUUGGUCCUUCGGAAGUUUGGGAGAAACACAGUCUGCCUGCAAAGCAUUGCAGUACAUGGUGACUGUGGCCUUUGUAGGAUGGAAUAAGGUGAUCAGCUCUAGUGAAGAAAGCAACAUAUGGAGAGGCAAUUGCAAAGGACGCUAUUCUUCAAGAUUGGACAUUCCUGUCCCUUACAAUUGUGACCUGGUUUCACUGGACUUUGACUUCAAGCAAAAUAAGCAGUUGAUUCCUCUAUCAUCGGAUCAUUGCAGUGCUUUUGGUAAUGAAAGAGUUACGAGUAAUGGGUUUGUCAUAGAUCAGGAUGCCCCUGAAAUAAAAACCCUGAAGUCCUCUUUUGAUGAGCUCAUUAAUGUCUGUGCUAAGACUCGAAAUAGUGGAUUGGCAAAGCAGUUAAUGUUGCAGAUGCAAAAGAUAGGGAUACAACCUUCAAGUCGUGCGUAUGAUGGAUUGGUUAGAGCACUUGCUCGUGGGGAAGGAUUGACCGAGGGCAUGAAUGUGUUAAAGCUAAUGCAACAGAGGAAUUUGAAGGCACACGACUCGACUCUUGCCACUCUCUCAAUUGGCUGCAGCAAAAAUUUUGAACUCGACCUGGCAGAGGAUUUGCUGAAUGAACUUUCUGCUUCUCCAUAUCCUUAUCCUUGUAAUGAAUUUCUCCAAGCCUGCGAUAGAUUGAAUCAACCUGAGCGUGCCUUGCGGAUGCUGGCUAAGAUGAAAAAGUUAAACCUUAAGCCUGAUAUCCGGACAUAUGAACUGCUCAUUUCCUUGUUUGGAAAUGUGAAUGCUCCAUAUGAAGACGGGAACUUGUGGUCACAGAUCGACUGUUCUAAAAGAAUAAAAGCUAUAGAGAAGGAUAUGGCUGAAAAUUGUGUGGAGCACAGUCGUACUUCAAUUAGAAACCUGCUGAAAGCACUUGGGGCAGAAGGGAUGAUUGAUGAACUAGUUCAACGUUUACGUUCUGCGGAAGACCUUUUUUUUCGUAACAAUAUUUAUUUGGGUACCCCAGUCUACAAUACGGCCCUACAUUCAUUGGUCAAAGCUAAGAAUAUCCAUUUGGCCAUGGAAAUAUUCAAAAAUAUGAUGCUGAGUGGUGUCUACCCGGAUGCUGAAACUUACAAUAUAAUGAUUGACUGUUCCAGUGUUAGUCAGUGUUUCAAGUCUGCUUUAUCAGUGCUCUGCUUGAUGUUGCGAGUUGGGUUUGAUCCGGUAGCUGCUACCUACACAGUACUCAUGAAGAUUCUAAUGGAUAAUGAGGAUUUUGAUGAAGCUUUGAUUCUUUUGGAUCGCAUGGGGCUAGAAGGAAUUUCAGUUGAUGUACUGUUGUACAACACAGUUCUGGAUAAAGCAUUCGCCAAGGGCAGAGUCGACAUUACUGAAUAUAUGGUUGAGCAUAUGCGAAGAAACAGAGUCCAACCAGAUCCAUCUACCUGCGCCGCUGUGUUCUCCACAUACGUGAGACGUCAGUUUUAUGACACAGCAUUGCAAGCAUUGACAGUGUUAAGCAUGCGGAUGAUGCUCCGUCAAGAAGACGCCGUGCUCGAAGAAUUGAAGGCAAAGUUCGAAGCCGAUUUGGUCCUUUCUGAAGCCUCAGAACCUGAGUCGGAAAUACUCGAGCAUUUCACAACUUCGGAUGAGGACAUCCUCACUGUUGCCCUCUUGAAUCUACGAUGGUGUGCGAUCCUCGGUUCCCCUAUUUCUUGGUCACCCGACGAGACCCCAUGGGCAAGAAGGCUUGCUGCUGACUACGAUACCAGAAGGAUGCUUGUUUGA